UCCUCAGCACAACUUCCUCCGCGACGCACACUUCAGCACAUGCAGCCAUGGCCAGACUCGACGUCACCGAGACCUUCCGCCAGAUCACCUUCCCUGGGCACCUGCACACUCAGGAGUCCCUGAGGUACGCCACGGACUUCCAGUUCAGGGACACGGACACACUCAUUGUCACCUACCCCAAAUCCGGGACCACAUGGAUGCAGCAGGCUCUCACGCUGCUGUUCAGCCGAGGGGAUGCCACCCUCGCCCAGUCUGUGCCUAACUGGGCCCGCGCCCCCUGGCUGGAGCAGUACUACUGCCCCGAGGUCCUGAAGGCCGCCCAGGGCCCCCGCAUCAUCACCACCCACCUGCCCCACCACCUGCUGGCCCCUGCCCUCCAGGGCUCCAAGGCCAAGGUAAUCUACGUGGCCAGAAACCCGAAGGACGUCGCCGUGUCAUAUUACCACUUCCACAAGAUGGCGAACUUUCUGCCCCAACCUCGCUCCUUCGCCGAGUUCCUCGACGAGUUCAUGGCCGGCACGCUGCAUUAUGGGUCUUGGUUCGAGCACGUGAGAGGCUGGACCCGUACAGCAAAAGACAAUUCGAACUUCUUCUACAUCACCUACGAGGACAUGUGGCAGGACCUGAGAGGCUCGCUGGCGCGGAUCGGCACUUUCCUGCAGUGCCCCCUGGAGGCCGAAGAGUUGAACAGCAGCCUGAGACACUGCAGUUUCAGCAGCAUGAAGGACAACGCCAUGGUCAACUACACCCAGAUCCCCGAUGAGAUCAUGGACCACAGCAAGGGGCAGUUCAUGAGGAAAGGUAAAAUCGGAGACUGGAAGACCAUGUUCACAGUGGAGCAAAGUCAGCGAUUUGACCAGGUCUUUCAGUCCGAGAUGCAGGGCUCGCAGCUGAGCUUUGUGUGGGGGUGUCCGGGGCACCUUGAGCCCGUCGAACCCCUGGAAACUCGGACCAGUGUGGAGAACCCCAUCGUCAGCGUGGCCUGAUCAUCCUGCGGCAUCUCACUUUCCACCAUUUUAUGACUGUUAGCACACUGUAUACCUACCUGAGAGCUAUCCACUCUGUGCCCCUCACCAAUCUGUCAGAAACCUCUUUCUUUUACAUUUGUUAUUUAGCUGCUGCUUUUAUCCAAAGCAACUUACAGUUGAUUAGACUAAGCUGGAGACAAGCCUCUCCUGGUGUAAUGUGGGGUUAAGAGCCUUGCUCAAGGUCCCACAACAGCUGUGCAGAUAUUAUCUCACCACUGAAAUUUAGCAUUUGUUCACUUGACCUUUCUUCAGAAUAGUUUUUUACUUUCUAUAAUAUUUAUUUUUUAAAUAUUGUCUGCCACUGUCUAUGUUUUAGAGAAAUGUGUCUACUUGUUUUUGACAUUUUGUGAUGUGCAAUAUGCUGUAUGUGUAAAUAAGUUGAAGGUAAUCCCUAUAUUAAAUUAUUGACAUAUUCA
Molecule: messenger RNA, 1444 nt
Organism: Conger conger (European conger)
Lineage: Eukaryota; Metazoa; Chordata; Actinopteri; Anguilliformes; Congridae
Gene: sult5a1
Product: sulfotransferase family 5A, member 1
Exons: 6
Coding region: 48-986 (312 amino acids)
Biological process (GO): sulfation
Cellular component (GO): cytoplasm
Molecular function (GO): sulfotransferase activity
Source: RefSeq, a predicted model, not a curated record